Molecule: messenger RNA, 2405 nt
Organism: Sapajus apella (tufted capuchin)
Lineage: Eukaryota; Metazoa; Chordata; Mammalia; Primates; Cebidae
Gene: SCARB1
Product: scavenger receptor class B member 1
Exons: 12
Coding region: 1-1551 (516 amino acids)
Biological process (GO): recognition of apoptotic cell; cholesterol import; cholesterol efflux
Cellular component (GO): caveola; cytoplasm
Molecular function (GO): low-density lipoprotein particle binding; scavenger receptor activity; lipid binding
Source: RefSeq, a predicted model, not a curated record
AUGGUAGUGCUGCCGGAAGCUGGUCCGCACUGUCGUACGCCCAGCUGGGCAACGUUUGCGGUGCCAGACGCGGGGCAGUCGUGGCUAGCGAUUGUGGUCAUAAAAUCGAAUGGUCGUAAGUUUCAUAAGUCCUCUGAUGGGGUGUGGGCACUGAAGGGCCCGAGAGAGGUUGAGGGUGGGGAUCGGGUGGACCAGGGGGAGCUCCCUGUGUCACUGGGGCAACGAACUGUAGAUCUAGAGGAGCAAAGCUGGGAGGAGAAUCCAAGUGGACCCCAGUGGUGGCCAGGGCAUCUGACCCACUGCUUCCCCUACAGGGAGUUCAGGCACAAGACUAACAUCACCUUCAACGACAACGACACCGUGUCCUUUCUCGAGUACCGUACCUUCCAGUUCCAGCCCUCCAUGUCCCACGGCUCGGAGAGCGAUUACAUCGUCAUGCCCAACAUCCUGGUCCUGGGUGCGGCGGUGAUGAUGGAGGACAAGCCCAUGAGCCUGAAGUUCAUCAUGACCUUGGCGUUCAGCACCCUCGGCGAGCGUGCCUUCAUGAACCGUACUGUGGGGGAGAUCAUGUGGGGCUACAGCGACCCGCUCGUGAACCUCAUCAACAAGUACUUUCCCGGCACCUUCCCCUUCAAGGAUAAGUUCGGGUUAUUCGCUGAGCUCAACAACUCCAACUCUGGGCUCUUCACGGUGUUCACGGGGGUCCAGAACAUCAGCAGGAUCCACCUUGUGGACAAGUGGAACGGGCUGAGCAAGGUUGCCUUCUGGCACUCCGAUCAGUGCAACAUGAUCAAUGGAACUUCGGGGCAAAUGUGGCCGCCCUUCAUGACUCCUGAGUCCUCGCUGGAGUUCUACAGCCCCGAGGCCUGCCGGUCCAUGAAGCUCACCUACAAGGAGCCGGGGGAGUUUGAAGGUAUCCCCACCUACCGCUUCGUGGCUCCCAAAACCCUGUUCGCCAACGGGUCCACCUACCCACCUAAUGAAGGCUUCUGCCCUUGCCGAGAGUCUGGAAUUCAGAACGUCAGCACCUGCAGGUUCAGUGCCCCCUUGUUUCUCUCCCAUCCUCACUUCCUCUACGCCGACCCGGUCCUGGCCGAAGCAGUGACUGGCCUGCACCCUAACCAGGAGGCACACUCCUUGUUCCUGGACAUCCACCCGGUCACCGGAAUCCCCAUGAACUGCUCUGUGAAACUGCAGCUGAGCCUCUACAUGAAAUCCAUCAAAGGCAUUGGACAAACUGGGAAUAUUGAGCCUGUGGUCCUGCCGCUGCUCUGGUUUGCAGAGAGCGGGGCCAUGGAAGGGGACACACUGCACACGUUCUACACCCAGCUGGUGUUGGUGCCCAAGGUGAUGCACUAUGCCCAGUACGUGCUCCUGGCACUGGGCUGCAUCCUGCUGCUGGUCCCUGUCAUCUACCAAAUCCGGAGCCAAGCUCCUGAGGACACCGUGAGCCAGCCAGGCCUGGCCACUGGGCCCGACCGGCCCCCCAGCCCCUACACCCCGCUUCUCCUAGACUCUCCCAGCGGACAGCCUCCCAGCCCCACAGCCUGAGCUUCCCCGCGGCCCGCGCCUGUUGGACCCCCGAACACAUGCCCUGGCACAUGCACACACGUGCGUGCAGGCAUGUGCAGACACACUCAGGGACGGAGCUGCCACUGAAAGGACUUGCAGGGAGGGGUGCGUCGACAAGCACUGUUCUGGAACCUUCUCUCCAUGUGGCCCACAGGCCUAACCACAGGGGCUGUGGGCGCUGCGUCCCCUUCUUUGGGUGAGCCUGGCCUGUCCCGUUCAACCACUGGGCCCAGGCUUCCUUCCCUUCAGGGAAGGAACACCGCCGCCGCGGUGUGCUGACUCCCCACGCAGGUGGGCCAGGCUGGGAGUGCUGGCUUCCUGUGCCAAAUUCAGUGGGACUCAGGCCCUGGCCAAAUUCAGCACUCAGGCCCUGGCCAGGAGCUUUGGCCUUGGUCCACCUGCCAGGCCAGGUGAAGCACCUUCACACAGGCCUCAGAAAACAACAGGGUGAGCACAAGAUGCCCCGCGCAGCUGCCCAGGGGUCCCCACCCACCCUGGCCAGACUUCAGUCUCCCCAAGGUCUGCACAGGCACGGCAUCGGGUGUCUGGCAUCCUCUUCCUCCAGCCUAAACUGACAUCAUCCUAUGGACUAAGCUGACCACUCCGUGGCCGAAGUGGCAGUGGGCUGUGCCCCUGAGAUGCCCCCACCCCAGCAAAGGGUCCCUCAGAUUUCAGGUGCCCAGGUUGACAUGGAGAUGCUGGGGGCCGUGCCUGCCAGGCGCUCCUGGACCCUGGGGGAAGCUUGUGACCCUUUCCUACUGGAAGAGAAAUGAGUUUUAUCAUCUUUGAAAAAUAAUUCACUAUUGAAGUAAUAAACCUUAAAAAAAACUGGA